Cuscuta epithymum is the source of this 1913-nucleotide messenger RNA. Lineage: Eukaryota; Viridiplantae; Streptophyta; Magnoliopsida; Solanales; Convolvulaceae. The record is from the annotation of a GenBank genome assembly.
CUUUUCAGAGUAUGGAAUGGCGUAGUACGACAGUAACGGAUAAGAAAAUAUGUGAAUGCUCAAACUGCGUCCACUCAUGCAAAUGGCCAAUUACUCGAAAGCCCACAUCUGCCAAUGCAUGAGCCGCGUCUCGGCGUCCCGCCGGAGCUCGACGGUGACGAUAUCCGGGGACAGAAGAAAGACCGGCGCACAGUUCGUUGACGGGAUUUUGAGCCUCGCGCGCGGGCUUCGCCAACUUGGCCUUCAGCCCGGUGAUGUGGUCGCCAUUUCUGCUCUCAACAGUGAUUUAUAUUUGGAAUGGUUGCUUGCGGUUGCAUAUGCCGGAGGAAUUACUGCUCCACUCAAUUAUCGCUGGAGCUUGGAAGAAGCAAGUGAAGCCGUGAAGGUGGCAAGGCCUACGUUAUUGGUCACAGACUCAGCGUUAAAUUCCUGGCACUCCAAGUUUGAUAUAGACUCUAUAUCUUCACUAAGAUGGCAUGUCUCAAUUGACAUCCCUUUCGGAGUGGAAAGCACUUGGAAUGGGUUGACUACAAAAAAGCUUAAGAACUGCCAUAAAAUAUCUUUAGAAACUAAUUAUAUGUGGGCCCCUGAGGGAGCUGCUAUAAUAUGUUUUACCUCAGGAACCACUGGCAAACCUAAGGGAGUUACUUUAAGCCACUCUGCUUUGAUAGUACAGUCCCUUGCAAAAAUCGCAAUUGUUGGUUACCGAGAGGAUGAUGUGUAUUUACACAUGGCUCCACUUUGCCACAUUGGUGGAAUGUCAUCUGCCAUGGCUGUGUUAAUGGCUGGAGGCUGCCACAUUUUAAUACCCAAAUUUAAUGCUGGAUUGGCUGUUGAAUCCAUUCACCAAUAUGCUGUCACCUCUUUAAUUACUGUUCCAGCUAUGAUGACUGAUCUAGUAUCAUUUUACAGCAGAAAAGGGGAAUCGGAAGGGUCACCAACAGUGAAGAAGAUACUUAAUGGGGGUGGAGCUCUUUCAGUUGAGCUUAUCAAUCAUGCUGCCAAAAUAUUCCCAAGAGCUAAACUAAUAUCCGCGUACGGGAUGACAGAGGCUUGCUCUUCUAUGACAUUCAAGACUCUCUAUGACCCAGCAAAAGAAAGUGUGAGACGCGCGCUCCAAUUAAAUAAUGAUAGGGACUCCAAUUUGGCAAGGCAACAAGAGGGCAUCUGUGUUGGAAAGCCUGCCCCACAUGUUGAAUUAAGAGUUUGUGCUGAGAGUUCAUCUCGUAAUGGGAGGAUACUAACACGAGGCUCUCAUGUAAUGCUUGGAUACUGGGGCCAGAUAUCAAACAAGACUUCCAAACUUGCUGGUGAAAACUGGCUUGACACAGGUGACAUUGGUCAUAUAGAUGACCAUGGCAAUAUCUGGCUCAUUGGGCGUUCCAAGGGUCGAAUCAAGAGUGGAGGAGAAAAUGUUUAUCCUGAAGAAGUAGAGGCUGUCCUGUCACAACAUCCUGGUGUUUCUGGCAAUGUAGUUGUUGGACUUCCAGAUUUGCGCUUGGGAGAGAUGGUUGUUUCCUGCAUUCAGCUCAAAUGCAAUUGGCAGUGGGAUGAUUUAAGUUCCAGCCCUCCAUCAGUUAACUACUUGUCUGCUGACAUCCUCCGCUGCUUCUGUAAAGAAAAACAGUUGACUAGGUUUAAAGUACCAAAAAGAUUUAUUAGGUGGAGGAAUCAGUUUCCAGUGACGACAACAGGCAAAAUAAAAAGAGACCUAGUCAGAGCAGAACUCAUGUCUAAUAUGCAGUCAAUGUCCAGCAAAUUAUAGAACAUUCUUUCCUGCAGUCUGUAAUAGAUUAUAGAGAAAAGGGUCAAUUAGACCCUUCCACAAUUGUACUAAUCACAUUAGUCAAAGAAACGGAUGAUGACCAUUUUUGAUCGGUCAUUUGACCAUUAAUUCAUAUUUUUUCUUUUUC